Molecule: messenger RNA, 384 nt
Organism: Caenorhabditis angaria
Lineage: Eukaryota; Metazoa; Nematoda; Chromadorea; Rhabditida; Rhabditidae
Source: the annotation of a GenBank genome assembly
AUGAUUGAAUUUGCUUUGGCAAUGUCACAAAUUCUUGAUGCUCUCAAUCGAGAUUCUUUUCAAAAUUUUGAAUUGAGAAUCGGAAUGAGUGUUGGACCAUUAGUUGCUGGAGUUAUUGGAGCACAAAAACCACAGUAUGAUAUUUGGGGAAAUACUGUAAAUUUGGCAAGUCGAAUGGAUACACAUGGCGAACCACGAAAAAUACAUAUAACAACUGAUAUGGGAAGAAUAUUACAAAAUGGUGGAUAUCGGGUGCAAAGUCGGGGAAAGAUUAAUGUGAAAGGGGUUAAAGAACCAAUGGAGACUUUUUUGAUUGAAGUUGAUUCAAAAAGGAAUUCUUCGGUUUCUGGAGAAGCACAACAACAUUUCAAUCCGAUUGCUUGA